Racocetra persica is the source of this 339-nucleotide messenger RNA. The record is from the annotation of a GenBank genome assembly. NCBI's taxonomy places the organism in Eukaryota, Fungi, Glomeromycota, Glomeromycetes, Diversisporales, Gigasporaceae.
UAUCUGAAGAUAUUAGCUAUGGCUCAAAUUAAAGAUAUUAUCGAUCAAACUCAUCGUAAUCAUAAACUUGAUCAAAUUAAAAAAAUCUAUCAUAGAAAUGCAUCAACUUUACUUUAUCAAAAUCAACAAAACAAUCAGGAAUCAAUGCUAGAAAAUGAGCAAUUUGAUGAUGAUUGGGAAAAUGGUGAAGAAAAGUCUGUAGCUGAAGCACUUUCAGACUUAGAUAUAUCACCAGAUAUAUUUUUGCAUAAUCAGAGACAUCUUCAGAGAGAUAAAAAUGCAAAAUGGAAACUCUCAGAUUUGUUUAUUGGUGAACUUGGCAUACCAUUUUAUAUCUGA